This is a messenger RNA of Amyelois transitella, 13092 nucleotides long. RefSeq lists its product as uncharacterized. The record is from RefSeq and is a predicted model, not a curated record. The coding region runs from base 9286 to 10404 and encodes 372 amino acids. The transcript is spliced from 2 exons. NCBI's taxonomy places the organism in Eukaryota, Metazoa, Arthropoda, Insecta, Lepidoptera, Pyralidae.
AAUUUGCAGCGUUUUCUUUAGGGUAGUUAAGUGUUUCAGUUCUUCACAAAGAAAUAGAAAUGCUUCCUUUGAUAAGCGAUAUCUAUUUCUAAACUCCACCGGCAAGCUCGUCGUUUUUGACGCAGUUGAUUUCUUCUGUCUUAAGUUUCUGCAGCCAUUAAUAACUUCCAGGCAAAAAUAUUACGUGCUGCCAUUGUCAUAAAUAUCCUUCUAAAUAAACAAAUUAUUUGAAACGACGUAUGAUUUCAUAAGCCAAAAGCAAGUGAUUUAUUUACUUUACUAACGCGUUUCGGUUGUGAAACAAUUUAAACUUGUUGACAUUUGACAUUUACACUCGCAAAAACACACGAAACUUGACUUCGAAUGAGAACGCAGUCGAAGCGUUCAGAAACUCAUCGUCAUUAGUAAAAGUUUGUACAAAUACACUCGUCAUUUUAUUUCUAAUAGUUUCCUUUAGAGGUGCUGUUCAAGUUUACAUACAAAAUUGGAACUUAACGCAAACGCAAUAGUUCAGUUUGUCACAAAUGAAAACUUACACUCGGGGUUCAGAUCUCAACGCCCAAUGCGUAGAGCGAUUGAAGCUACAAGUGUAGACUGAUGUGUACUAUAUUUCUUUUCACUAGUGCGGCUAGCCCGCGAUAGGCUUGGCCCGUUACCGAAAUUUCAUCACGACGACAGACAUAGUAUUUUGGGAACUUCAGUUGGUCUGCGGCACGCAAGUGCGUUUCUGAGUUCAGUACGAUGUCCACGUUAUGUUCUCUUACCACUGACUUCAGAAGGCUGCGUCUCGUCUUGGAGAGUCCGUUGGCAUUUCGGCUGAUAAUCCGUCAGGCCGUCUUAUCCAUUGAGAGGCAGGAGUGUCGCCAUUUCUGUUAGCACAAUAGGGAUGAUAUCUUGCGGCUAGACCGGGGGUUCGGUUUCCUAGAUAUUUUUUCUCUUAUUCCUAAAUAUCAGAUAUUUUACAUUCUCAGUUUCGUUAUCCUCGUUGGAUGCAACAGUGUAAUGUUGAAGAGGUUUAGGGAGACGCGGUAAUGGCUGAUCUGAUUAGACCAGGAUGGUUCAAAAGUUGAUCGUCUAAAAUGAUAUUUUUUAUUCCUUUUUGAAAAAUGUAAUCUUUGUGCUUCUACUUACAUUCUUCUACUUGAGAAGCAUAAGGUGACACAGGUUCCUUAUUGGUCACCACCAUAUGUUGUAUAUCUAUUAUAAAUAGAUAAAUAUUAACCUGUGAAAACCUAGCCUUCUCCAGUGCUAAGUUCAAUCACACAUCAACAAGUCACAUAUUUUAUUUGAAUUCUAAUCGAAUCUAUUUUUGGUAAAUUGAAUGAUUGUGCUUUUACAAAGCCCGAUUUAGACGAAUUCCUAUAUUUAUAACAAACGUUCUCGGGCCUUAAUUUUUUAUUUUAAAACAAAAUUUUAUAUUUUAUGAGAGUCUUUGUGUGCAUUUCUGGCAGAAGUUGCUUUUGUAAUCGAAUUUUAUCAACGCCUUUUAAAAUUUUGUUCCGGUCCAAUAUGUCAUCGGGAGGGAUAUAGUCAUCAGGUCCUUCACCAGUCCGUAAAGCAAAGGUCAAAGAAAAUAUGAAAGAGUGUUAAAGGUGGAAUGCAGCUUGACAGGCACAGGCAAUGAAUUGGUGCUUAGAUAACUUCGGUUACAAAAAUACAAUUACCUUAAUGCUAUUCAUUCUUAUUUUUGUGCUGCGUUUUCUUUAAAAUUUCCCACUUAAACGCAGCCGCUGCGGUGUACGACGACAAACUGUCGCUGAGGCAUUGAAUCGCACUGCUAUACGACUCCAAUCUUCAUUUUUUAAUUUAUUGUUGGUGGCAUUGGUGGUUUUGCAAGUAAUGUAUUUGCUAGCUUCUAUGAGCUCCAGCAAAGCCUUCGUCUCCUCCUUCGUCAAAGGCUUGCUCUUUACCUCAAACAGAUUGAUGAAAGAAAUAACGAAAAUAACGGGAAACGAUAGAGCAGGUUUUCCAUUGCAAAAGAGAAAUGAGCAGAAAAUAGCCAAGCGGCACGGCCUCCGUUUAAAUCAAAUAGGUUUGUGUGUAACAUUGUGUUUCCACUGAAAAAGGGGCCUUUUUAAUAACAAUAUUUUUAUUAGAAAAGUAAAAUUUUAAAAAUAAAUAAAGCCGCAGCACCGGACAGGAUGAGUGGUUCGUCGGGUGCAGUUGGCGCAGGUCGCCGGCUGGUCCAGCGGCCGCUCGCAGUCGGCAGCCUUGUGAGGCCCGCCGCAGCGCACGCAGACGAUGGACCGGUGACAGUUCACCGACGAGUGUUGGAAAAGCUGGCACCGGUGAUACUGCGCGGACACCCCUAUUUGCCCCUCCACGCCUCUAUUUUGACAGCAGGCCAGUGGAGGAGCUCGCUGAUGGCGAAAAAAAAUUUAUUUUGCUGUUGAUGCGCUCGAACGUCCUUGUUUGGAUAUGGAUCACGAAAGAAUUAUUAUCUAAGACGACGAAUGAAAAAGAAACAGAAACAGUGGAAAUCGUCACAUUUUUCAAAGUGUUGGCCUGGCGUUGGCUCACGUGGCCGAGCUUUGGCUUUGGCCUUGGCCCUGGUUUGCGGCACCGGUCCAGGUCUUGCAGGUGGCAUAAGAGUUGACCCUGUGUUGCCUUCCCUGCGAUCUAGAUCCCCAGCAUCUUUUUGCCUUCUUCUGUCAGCCGCCAGUGGCGGGCGUAAGAUUGGUUCUGGGGCGAGUAUGCCCCUCUUUUCGGCUUCAUUUAACCGGGUCGUCACCAUUUCGCCUAUUUUGACGAACAGGUUCCUCUCAAUGGACACCUCAAGCUCGUUAAGGACGUCUUUGAGCUCCGCCAUUGUGACGGUCCUGAUCCUGAGGUGGACGGCCCGGCAGAUUUUUCCGCAAAAGCCUUCCGAAGGGCCCUUGUUUCCUGCUCCAGCUGCGUUAGUUGCUCCCGCAUUCUUUUGUUGUCAGCAGUCAGAAUUCUGACUGCUGCCGACUCCUCCUGGUGCAUUUCAAUUUUGUCAGCUGCAUCUAGAAUGUACUGGCAGGCCUUGUACCUUCAUUGAUCGCCAUACCGUGCCUUUGAGGUUGCCGGAUUUACCGGCUUCCUCCAGUACUUUCUCAACCGACGUCCGUACAACGUCAAGUUGUUCGUCAACGAUGCUGGCGGACUUUGGUGGCGAAGUCUGUGCGCGCCGACCAGCAUGACGGCCCCUCGUGGCUGUGUUGAUUUUGGGGCCUCGCGAUCUUAGUGUAGGCCCCUCCAGUGCCUUCCGUUUACGGGGAACACUGCCCCUGCCGUUCUUGUAGUCUUCCGUCAUUGUGACUUCCGGAAGGCUGUCGUUGUCCUCGUCGGAUGUCGGUGCGAGGACCCUCGACUCGUCGACCGUGACCGUUUCUUCCUCGCGACGAAAGGUCCUCGGCCCCAUCAAUUUGGGGUAACGAGUUGCCCGGCGCCGAGCCGAAACCUGACGCCGCACGAGACACAUCCACUCACUGUCUGAGGGCAGACAGGAGGGAGCGACUGGUAGACGGACCUGGACGCAAAAGCGUCUGCCCAAAAGCCGGUUAGGCUAUCCAACCCGUCCAUGUGUCAGGACAUUUGCCGAUGGAUAACAAGACCCCUAAUAGCGGAGAGUUCUUAACCAUCGCCCAGGGUGCACCAGCCCAGUGACUUGUCAGCCCGCCGCUAUCACCGGAUCAAAGAUCAAGCAACAGAAGCAAAGCUUUCAAGGUACUGAGCCAACGUGGAGGUUUCCUGACCGUAGCGCCCCGAUAGGGACGAUAUCCUGACCGAACUGGUACUCGGUCAAGAUUUCGAUUAGGAGAGUCAGUACCGGUUCAACGGCGUCUGACCUUCGUCCUGGUCUGUCGUCCCUAUCCUUACCGGUUUAUGACAUUUGAGGGGUGGGCUGCAUCGAUUGGGCAGGCGCCCGCUUGAGCGACAGCGGCCUCGGCUUUGCUCCUACGCUGUCAACGUCUUUGCUUUGUGGUCGCGCGGCUGCGCUGCGUUGGCUGUAGCUGCUCGGUAGGGGUUUGAAAGCUUUCGACUUCCUCCCGCAUCUUGGCGCAUGCGAAUUCGCGAGCACUGCUAGAGUUAAGGAAUAGGAGGAAUAACUGGAGUUUUUUACCAAGAAUUUUGCGUUUUUUCGUCGUCGAUCGGCGUACAUUUUUUUUUCUCAAUCACUGAAUUUGAAUUGUUCUACGGCUCCAUAAAUAAUUAUUAUGGUUAAAAUUGUUAUUGGAGUCCGAAAGCUGGUUGGCCUUAUGUGUAUUACACAUUUACAAUAUAAGUUCAAUGUGAAUUGGACGGCGUAUGUAUAUUUGUCAAUAAUCAAAAUGGCUGCACUGAUGAAUGAUGUAGUCCCAUGUCAUAAUCCUCACCAAGGAUACUUAAAAAUUUAAUUUCUAUUUCUGCUAGCGCUUCCCCACUUGGAGGGCUGUCCUCCUGUCCUUACCGCUGCCCCCUUAAAUUAUUCUAUUUUUACGUUUUUUUUUUGCCUUAACCGCCCAAAACUAAAACAUUUAAAAAAUUUACUUUUGGUUAUAGUUUUAAACUGAGACAAUUAAAAGAGAAAACUGAUUGAUUGAGUGACUGUUAGAUCAACAUACAAUCUUUUUUAAAGAACAAACAUCUGUUAGGCUUCUCUACGUUAUUUUAGGACCAUCAAUAAAUUUCAAAGUUUUUGAUAUGUUAACACAGGGUGUGUUUGUUUAUAAAUUUGGUGUUAUUUAAUAUUUUUAUAUAUCGACCCCAUUGGUCCAUGUGAUUGGUUUUUUCGGACACAAGUUUUUUAACGUUUUUUGGACUAGCGGGGAUGGCAAUCAGUGCCAUCUUCAUAUAGCCCUGAUGCAGUUUAAAAUAUUUUUAGAGCUCCUAAAUUUGUUGACCCUUGGUCAUAUAUGUUUUUAAUAGCUCCGACAAUUCAAACUGAUACUCAACAGUCGCAUAAGCAAUUUUCCUCUUAAAAUUAAGACUUCGUUUCAUAGAUGGAUCAAUGUUAACAAAGAAAUCGCAAAGCUCAUUUGCCAUUCUUAAACCUUCACUAAGAAAGUAAAUGUCACAUUAUUGUAAUUUAUAAUUACAGCCAAAUUUUCCGAAGAUAUAAUGCCUUUUGUAAAGUAACAUUUCAGUUUCACUAAAUAAGGAUUACUUCUAUAUAACUAACUGUAGAACCGAAAAUAAAGAUUUUUCGAUUCAAGCAGGCCAAGCCCUGAGGAGGAAUAAGAGUACUCUAAAAAACAAUAGAAUUAAUGCUUACGUACCUUGGACCAUUCCAGGCCAGAUUUUACUGCACCAUCACCCGCUGAAUCCAAUGAAUCGGUUACCCUCGACCACAUUUCUUUAGAAUGUUGCCGAACUUGUGCUGAUUUUUUGUAACCAGUAACAAUCUCCCGAUGCUCAUUCAAAAACUCAAAUUGACACUCGAGUUGAUGAAAUGAGACUCUGCGUCUGGUUUGUUAUCGAUUUGCACCAAAACACCAGACCUGAUCAAGUUAUUAUUAGCUAAGCUAUACAAUAAAAUUAUACUUUGUCUGAAAUUAUUUAAUAUUUUGUCAAGUUCCUGCCAUUUCUUAUUAUUUCAUCACAUCGACUUCGCAUCGAGGAUACCAGUGCCUCACAAACAUUCGUGCCUCGAAGUGACUCCCAUUCUUCAUAAACAUGUGUGACAAGUGCCUCUAUGACCCUUAAUAAUAAUUUUCUGUCCAAACUAAUAAUAAGAAUGCGAAAGUAUGUUUGUUAACUCUUUACACGUUAUCUAGAUACUGAAUCAGUUUAUCGUAUAAAUAAGAGUCUAGAGGUCAUGAGCCAUCUUCUAUCCCGGUAAAGACUAUAGUACCCGUGGGAUUUGCAAAAACCUGGAAGUAUUCUUUAUUAGUUGGCGUAAAAUUAGGGCGGGUGAAGCUACGGGUAAAAGUUAGUGUAAAUAUAAAGAUCAUAAUUACCGCGGCGUCACCACCAUUGCAUUUAGUGGGUUUCUUUGUAGUCGUGCGCUUCUCAGAUUUGCGUUCGCGCACGCGCACGAUUUCCCGAAUUUUCUCAGCCCACUGGUAUAUAGUGGCCCCACCGGCGUUUUUCCUGAAAUUAAUUGUGAGAUUAUAGUGUGUGGCUGGUGACAUGGUUUUCAUAAAAAUAAAAAUACAUUCAAGUUGAACACGCAGACUGACAUUAGAUUUUUAGUAAUUUCACAAAACACCUGUAAGUUGGUAAACUUCUAGUAAGUUGCUUUAAAAUAUUUAAAUUCAUUCAAACAGUUAAUCAAAUAUUUAAGAUUAUUAAUAUUAAUACAGUGGAUGUAUAACGAUGUAUAACGAAAAGUACUUACAAUGAAACUUGAUCCAAGGCCUCAUGCAGCGCUUCCUUGCUCUUCCUGUCCAUCCAUGGCGCCGACAGCUCAUACUUCGCAGACGCCUGGUCCGGGUAAUUGGGCGGCAUUGUCACAUACAGUAACACUUCUCUUUUAUUCUCCGCUAUCCUGACGCAGAAAGAUCUUGCGCUGUCACUUUCUACGUUCCAGUCGUCACCGUAAAUGGAUGCCAGAGCUCCAAUUUCUUCAGUCUGGGAAAGGAAAUAACAAGAUUUAUAUAUGAGUUACAUAAUUGUAGGGGAAAAUGGAAGAAAGAAAUGUUAAGGUAUAACAGGGCGACAAACCACUACAGAACACAAGGUGUAAGAAAUUGAAGUAUUUGGCAAUGUAAAGAACCAAAAAGAAAUGCACUAGGUACACUAAGGGAUAAUUUUACAUAAAGUUAUAAUUUAAAAUCACAAUAUUUAAGUCACACCAAUUUUUAAAAAGAAUAAAAUUUUUCACAUUUUUUGCCACACUGCCAGUGAAUAACUCAGCCUCUUUUAAUGAUUUUAUCAGUUUCGACAAACUGGGUAGCUCAUUCUUUUCAUAAUAUCGAUAUAUAUGAUUUCGGAUAGCUUCGUCGUCAAAACUGUCCACAUUUGUAAUUGGCUUAUUCCGCCGUCGCUUCUUCGGUGUCGAUAAAAUAUUUUCAACGGUACCAGCUGCACCAAAUUUUUUUUUUAUGAUACGUAUAACUGUGGCCGUCCCGAUAUCCAAUGCUUCUGCAACUCGGGCGAUAACAUGUUCGAUCGGCACAACAAUGAAAAACUUAAACAAACAACAGCAACAAAACUCAACAAUAACCAAAAGUAACAAUAACCGAAAACCACGCAAAGAUCAAUUAAAACACAACUCGCAUACAAGGCUGAUGCACUCGUACUGACGCGAUUGAUAAGCGAUGACAAGAUGGCCGCCGAUUAUGUAUUGUCCCAGCUCUACGUUAUUUCCACGUUCCGUUCCACGUACACGAAUUGCGCAGGAAUUAAAAAAAAAAAAUAUUUUCUAUUUCGUUAAUUUAAAGUAAGCGAUACUGUUUUUGUUGUAAUAUUUUGUUAUAAAUUUUUUUUUGUUCGGGUAGCAGGCGUGGUUCAGUUUCGCUGACCUGAGCGUCUAAUAAAGCAAUAUCGUAGCUUAGCUCUUUGAUCAAAUCGGUCGACAACUCUCCUCGACGCUCUGGUGUAGGCAUACCGAAGUCAGACAAUUUCUUACCGAAAAUCGUUAUUAUUUUGUCCUCUAUAUGUCUCAGUGCUUCAUUGAAACAUAGAUCAUUGUUGACUUGAUCCAUCCUUUCAAAUCUAUGCAAGAUAUCCUCCGAUAAUGCAGAUUUAUACUUAUCCCAUAGUAGAAGAGGAUUGGAUAAACCGCAAGUGCAUAUCAAUAUUGCAAAUAGUUCUCUUAUUUGCGAAGGAGAGCGACACAGCACUGCCUCUUCCAUUGUGGCAUCCCAGUGGUUGUCAUCUUCCAACAACCCCAACUUCUCACACGCUUGUCGAAAAGUUUCAAGUUCUUGGCCGUCAACUGUUUUUAGAUCCAAAAAGCUAGUGGGUCCCUGUACUACAUUCAGCAGCAUUCGCAAACAGUAACAUUCGAAGUUACUAACAUGCACUGUGUAAAUGCGCCCAAGAGCAUCUCCUGCCUUCACACCUGGCCAGCCGUCGACAGGUGUGCCUUGUAAACGACGUUUCCAUUCUUUCGACCGUGGCCGAGCUUUGGCUUUGGCCUUGGCCCUGGUUUGCGGCACCGGUCCAGGUCUUGCAGGUGGCAUAAGAGUUGACCCUGUGUUGCCUUCCCUGCGAUCUAGAUCCCCAGCAUCUUUUUGCCUUCUUCUGUCAGCCGCCAGUGGCGGGCGCAAGAUUGGUUCUGGGGCGAGUAUGCCCCUCUUUUCGGCUUCAUUUAACCGGGUCGUCACCAUUUCGCCUAUUUUGACGAACAGGUUCCUCUCAUUGGACACCUCAAGCUCGUUAAGGACGUCUUUGAGCUCCGCCAUUGUGACUGGUCCUGAUACUGAGGUGGACGGCCCGGCAGAUCCGCAUAAGCCUUCCGAAGGGCCCUUGUUUCCUGCUCCAGCUGCGUUAGUUGCUCCCGCAUUCUUUUGUUGUCAGCAGUCAGAAUUCUGACUGCCGCCGACUCCUCCUGGUGCAUUUCAAUUUUGUCAGCUGCAUCUAGAAUGUACUGGCAGGCAUCCUUCAUUGAUCGCCAUACCGUGCCUUUGAGGUUGCCGGAUUUACCGGCUUCCUCCAGUACUUUCUCAACCGACGUCCGUACAACCUCAAGUUGUUCGUCAACGAUGCUGGCGGACUUUGGUGGCGAAGUCUGUGCGCGCCGACCAGCAUGACGGCCCCUCGUGGCUGUGUUGAUUUUGGGGCCUCGCGAUCUUAGUGUAGGCCCCUCCAGUGCCUUCCGUUUACGGGGAACACUGCCCCUGCCGUGCUUGUAGUCUUCCGUCAUUGUGACUUCCGGAAGGCUGUCGUUGUCCUCGUCGGAUGUACAAGCUUGCUGUGUCUUACAAACCUGCGUGCGCGAAAGAGACGGGUAUAGAUUUCAAGACACUGUACGUUCCACCAGAACUGGAAAUAAUCGUUGGACCCACAAAUAGAGGCAGCCGAUCAUCAGCAUCUUAUAGGGAUUUAUUUGCGGAUUAUUUUAUUAAUACAAAUCCAUUAGAAUGGCAAAAUAGAUAUGUAUUAGAAUAGUGCCUACCUAUUUAUCUAAAUAAAACAUUGAAGCGAAAACACCUACUAAGUACAAAAAAGAAAAAUAACUAAUACAGAGUUAUCCUGCGAUACCUUACAAAAAUAUUGAUUAGCCGGGUCCACACCGGACGAUCCAUCGAUCCCGCGAUCCGCGAUCCAGGAUCGCGGAGCGUGGAUCGUGGAUCGUGUUAGGCCGAUCCACUCUUGGAAACUUGCGAUCCCAAAUAUGCGCUCCAAGCGAUCCUAAGGCGAUCCGUGAUUCAGCCAGUCUAACUCUUGUACGAUAUGGAGUCACACGUACAACGGCGGCGUCUUGCCGUUGCAGCAGUAACUUUUAUUUUGCUUAAAUGCUUGCGCAAAAAAACACAAAAAAGAAAACGACGGUUUUGGGUGAAACAAAUUUACAAAAAUCGCUUGGAAUCUGGGACUCAGCUGUACGCAGAGUUAGUGUCAGAUAAAGGUGAACACAAUUUUGCAAGAAUGAAUGCUAAUCAAUUUGAGAUAUUGUGUUCAUUAUUAAAUAACAAGCUAAGAAAGAAUGAUACAAAUUAUAGAGAUGCCAUUACUGUGAAGGAAAGAUUAUUACUAACAUUGAGAUUUUUAGCAACUGGAGAUUCGUACGUCAGUUUGCAGUAUCUGUUCCGCAUUUCCAAACAGUCUAUAUCGAUAAUUAUUCCUGAAGUUUGUGAAGCCAUCAUUGACCUGUUAAAUGAUUAUGUAAAGGUGCCGUCAACUAAAGAAGAAUGGCGUACAGUUUCUCAGCAAUUCGAGAAUAAGUGGAAUUUCCCACACGUGAUAGGAGCGAUGGACGGCAAACACGUCGCUAUACAAUCGCCUUUUAAUAGUGGCAACGACUUUGAUAAUUACAAAUUAUUUCCUAGUAUUGUUCUUUUUGCAUUAGUAGAUGCAAAUUAUAGGUUCCUGUAUGUGAAUGUUGGGACUAAAGGCAGAAUAUCAGAUGGAGGCGUGUUCAAAAGCACAAAUUUAUAUAAAAAACUUGAAAAAAAAGAGCUAAAUAUUCCUCCACCGGAGAUAUUGCAAGUUCCCUAUAAAAUUGAGGUACCCUAUUAUAUACUAGGUGAUAAAGCUUUUCAGCUUAAUGAUUAUACUAUGAAACCAUACGCUGGUACACGGGAAAGGGGUUCUUGUGAAAGAAUUUUCAACUACCGACUGUCAAGAGCACGUAGAGUAGUUGAAAACGCGUUUGGAGUACUUAGUUCUGUCUACAUAGUCCUGCGUAAACCUAUGCUUUUGGAACCAGAAACUGCGACUAAAGUCGUGCUGGCAACGGUUGAUCUAUAUAACUACUUACGCAGUAAUCCUAACCUUAUAUCGCCAGGAACGUUUGAUACAGUACAGGAGAAUGGAGAUGUAAGGCCGGGUCCAGACGAGUGUAACGUGUAAUGUAAGAUUACGUGUAAUUUAGUAUCAACAGUGUGGACGGCACACGAACUAAAGCGAAUUGUGAACGCGAAAAUAUUUCAAAAGCUGUUUCCACUCAGUUGCUACGAACAUGCCGAAUAGGAAGGUCGUGAUAGCUGGUGCGGCUUUUAUUUUCAUGUAUUUACUAACUGAAGACCGCAAAAGUCGGAAGCGUCGAUGGUGGAAAACUAAUUUGUAUAAAAGAAGAUCUUCUUUACUUGUGGAACUAAAAUCUCAACAUAUAAGUGGUCAAUAUAAAAACUUUACCCGGAUGUCGCCUACUGACUUCGAAUAUUUGUUAACAAUCAUUGCGCCUAAAAUAUCAAGACAAGACACUAUAAUGAGAUCUGCAAUUUCGCCGCAAGAUAGACUGGCUCUAACACUAAGAGCUCGUUCCCACCUGUCGGCUAUCGGAUCCGUAUAUUAAUCGGAUGUCGGCGCCUUUGUUCACACACACGAUCGGUUGUCGGCCACGGUCGAAGCUAGUGCCAAUUUCAAGCACUCUACGCGAGGCGAUUGUGCACGAUGGACGUCGACGAAGCUCUUGUUGUGAUGUAUUAUUAUUUGAGAAGAAAACGAAGAAAGACAGCCAAGGAAAGAAAAUAUUGGGUGCACCCAAUCCUGAGAGAAAGAUUUAGUUUGGGAACAUUUCAGAAUUUAAUAACAGAAUUGAGGAGUGACGAAAUUAAGUUUUUCAAUUAUUUUAGAAUGUCGAUAACUACAUUCAACCAUCUAUUGGCUCAAAUAUCAGUGAGCAUAAACUACCAAAAUACGAGAUUUAGAGACUGCAUUUGUACUGAAGAAAGGUUGGCGAUAUUUUUAAGGUAAUAUAAUUAUACAUAUUAAUUUGUAUAAAGGAAGAGAUAAAACAGUCACUUUUAGUUCACAUAUAUUUAUUGAAAGAAAUAACUUUAAUUUUUUUUAAUUACGAAAACAAAUUAGUGGAGUUAAAUAUUACUAAAAUCUAAGUCCGAAUCUUGAGUAUUACUUGAAUGUAGUGACAAAGUAGGUGAUGCUGGUUCAACGAGUUGGCGUGUCGAAUAUCCAUAUCCACUUGAAGGGAAGAUAUUAUUCUGGUUUAAUGGUGGGUGCACAUUCUGGUUUUGUGACGAAUAUACAGAUUGUUGCACGUGAUCUCUUGAUUGUGAAUGCCAACCAUAGUUUGAUGAGUAUAAACGACUUUCACGCUGCUUUUUAAUAUUUUGAAUCAGUGACAGCACGCCUGAUUGAAACUCUAAAGUUUCAUUAUCGUCAAAAGACGUAACGCUCGGUAGAACACCUUUAAAAAAAGAGAGCAUUGGAUGUUCGUUACUUCUGUCUGACUGUAGCCUGCUAUCUAAAAACUGGCUCAUUUUGUCAUCGAGACAGGAGGUUUUGGGCUUUUUGGAAGUGCUUGGUAAUAGCAGCUCUGAAUUUAUAUCUGUUGUAUUGGCCGCUGAUGCCUCGGGACAUGUAUCUGUUGGACGCUUCUUGACAGAAUCAUGAGUUCGAUUAGGCUCAGCCACUUUUUGCAGAAAACUCAUCUGUUCUUUAUAUAUAUAUGGCUUUGAAAACUUAGCCCCUGCUCCGGAUUUUUUGACGUCAUUUUUAUUUGCUCGCAUCCAGGCAUCUCGUAGAUUCGACCACUUUGUAGAUACUAAUUUACCUGCAAUUACAAUAGGUACAUAUAGAAAUGUUAAUUAUUUUACCUACUUAAUUAUUUUACAGAUAUUGCGCAUCGGGUUGUUCCUUCAAAGAAUUGCACUAUAGUUACAGAGUUGGUGUGUCAACUAUUAGUAAAAUCUGCAAAGAAAUUAGUUCCACUAUCUGGGAUGUAUUAAGAGACGAGUUCAUGCAAAUUCCUGAUAAUGAGCGUAAAUGGUUGGAAAUUGCAAAAGGUUUUGAUAUGAAAGCCAACUUUCCGCACUGUCUUGGAGCAGUUGAUGGUAAGCACAUAAGAGUGGUGAAACCAAACAAUACUGGCUCGAUGUAUUUUAAUUACAAAGAUUAUUUUUCAUUUGUUUUACUAGCCGUUGUUGAUUCAGAAUAUCGUUUUAUUUUUAUGAGUGUUGGCUCGUAUGGAAAAGAAUGCGAUUCUUCAAUAUUCAAGGAGUCAACUAUAUGGAAGAAACUGAAUGAUGGUAGUUUAAAUAUACCAAAACCAAGGCCUCUACAUGCAACACUUCAAAAUGAUAUGCCUUAUGUUCUCGUGGGCGAUGAGGCUUUCCCUCUGUCAACAAAUUUGUUAAGACCUUUUGGAGGCACUCAUUUAGACCACAUGAAAAAAAUAUUUAACUAUCGUUUAAGUCGGGCAAGAAUGUACGUUGAAUGCGCAUUCGGUAUUUUAGCCAAUAAAUGGAGAAUAUUUCAUCGGCCACUGGAUGUCCACCCAGACACGGCUAUCGAAAUUGUAAAAGCGUGUACAGUAUUACACAAUUUUGUAAGAGAAAAGGACGGUCUGAACUUUGAAGAUAUUCAUUAUGCGGCAGAAAAUCCGAUGCAAGAACAAGUACAACUGCAAAACUGUAAUCCACGUGGUGGUCCUAUUGCAAAUUAUAUACGGUCUGAAUUUGCAAACUACUUCGUUUCAACAAUAGGCUCGGUGCCUUGGCAACCAGAAGCGCAUGGUUAAUAUUUAUGUUUUGAAUUUUACGUAUAUUAUUAAAUAAAUAACUUCAAACACUUACCACA